AUGACUACUCAGAAUGGGCAUGCAGGCGUCAAGCGAUCCAUAAGCCCAGAUGACGAGGGUCAUGAAGUUCACCAAGGGCGACAGAGAUCCAGAGCCGCCUGCACGCCUUGUCGUCAGCGGAAACGAAAAUGCGACGGCAAGCUUCCAUGCGCUACAUGCGUUCGAUAUGAGUACCAAUGCGAAUAUGCGUCAAACGCAAAGCGUCCCUCUGCCGCACACGCAGAUGUUGCGCAGGAACCGCCGCCUCCGCAACCAAUAGGCAGGACGCCUCCCAGUAUCAUCCAACUCCAGGCCCAUCCUUUGACCGCACCUGGGGCGAGAUUCCACCACCGUGGUAUACUGGACCCUGUGAAAACUCGAUUUGUGAGAGCAAACUCAGCCAUUGCCUUUCCGCGUAUCCUUGGCAUGGACCUGGAGUCCGAUAGCAUCCCAAGAUUGCAUUCUUUUGCUUGGAAUCUUGGACUACGCCAUGAGCCGCAGGAGCCGUCCGUCGAUGUUACCACUCACUUAACAUGGGGCGAGAUGCAGACCCUGGCAAGCUCUUACUUCAAAAACGUGAAGACCGAGUUUGGCCUCCUGGACGAGGCUGAGUUCAUGGAGCAAGCGUCGUCCCGGUUCUCUGAUCCAUCUGGCAUCAGAGAUAUCGACUCGGUAGUUCUUGGUGUCGCUGCUAUUGGAUCGUUCUUCUCCGCAACUCCACACCCCAAAGAAGAUGUUAUCUUCUUGGAUGCAAGAAGAGUGCUCGUAGCCAAGAGUAUUGGCAAUUCUCCUGCACCAAACCACGUCGCGGGGUGGAUCCUGAGGACGCUGUAUCUGAGAAUGACAUCUCGUCCUCACGGAUCAUGGAUAUCAAGCUGCAUUACCAUGCAUCAAGUUGAGGCCAGUGGCCUUCACAAGGAGAUGCAGACCAUUGCAGUGGUCUACCCACCAACAACAGCCGACCACAAGCUGGCAAAGGGUCGGAGACGACUGUUCUGGAUCGCCCGAGCCCUCAAUACAAUCUUGUCAUUCGAGUAUGGACGGACACGUGUAAACUUCGAUGUUGUCACGACGAAGAAGUUCGCAGCUGAGAACGGCAACCAUGGCCAUCAAUUUGUUGAAUUGGCUGAGCUGCUUCCAAACGAUUUUGUUGACCGUGACCGAGAGCCGGAUCCCCCAGCAGCCCUCAGCCACGCAUUGUCAAGACUCGAAGCACUGCAGACCGACUCGCACUUCAUCUCACUGCUGAAAGCGGACCUCUCGUUCGCCAUCUAUCGUCGCCUAUGGCUGAUGAGUCUGACGGACGCAAAGGACAGAGCUGAUACGGUCAUCGGAAUUGGCCGAUCGGCCUUGACAGCAUCCGCAAAACUACUCGCGAGCAGGACGCCAUGGUGGAAUGUUAUCUGCACGCCGUUCCAAUUCCUGUGCGUUAUCAUUGCGGUAGGGACACCGACGAGUUUGUCCCAUAUUCAAGAGGUGAUGAAUUUGAUGCACACCAUCGCUCAGACGUACGAUACGCACAUGGUCCGAGAAGCGUACAACCAAGCGACGGCUCUGAUAACCAUGGCACGUAAACGAAAGCAUAAGGAGCUCGAAGCGCUGAACGCUGUGCCAGAAACACCACCAUUUACGGACCAUCCAUCUGCCGGGCCUAGCAGCACACUUUCGGAUGCGCCGAGCAUGGAUUGGGCAAUGGACAUUCCGUUCGAAUGGGAGAUGUUCAUCAACCCAGACCUACAAGUUGUACCUGACCAACAGGUACCCAUCGUCGACCCUACCGCUCCGCUGAGUUACACAGCACCUCAUUUCAAGGUCUGA
This is a messenger RNA of Zasmidium cellare ATCC 36951, 1797 nucleotides long. RefSeq lists its product as uncharacterized. The coding region runs from base 1 to 1797 and encodes 598 amino acids. NCBI's taxonomy places the organism in Eukaryota, Fungi, Ascomycota, Dothideomycetes, Mycosphaerellales, Mycosphaerellaceae. The record is from RefSeq and is a predicted model, not a curated record. Gene Ontology annotation, biological process: DNA-templated transcription; response to xenobiotic stimulus; regulation of DNA-templated transcription. The transcript is spliced from 2 exons. Gene Ontology annotation, molecular function: zinc ion binding; DNA binding; DNA-binding transcription factor activity, RNA polymerase II-specific.